Molecule: messenger RNA, 7309 nt
Organism: Odontomachus brunneus
Lineage: Eukaryota; Metazoa; Arthropoda; Insecta; Hymenoptera; Formicidae
Product: formin-2-like
Exons: 10
Coding region: 2042-6016 (1324 amino acids)
Source: RefSeq, a predicted model, not a curated record
UGCUCCGACGCGUGUGCACAAGCACGCUCUUAAUGCUCGCGAAUCCGCGACGGUGAUUCUAAUUCGUUGUGACGGUAAUGACGUUACGGGGCUGAUGUUAUGUCGUAACGCAUCACGCGUCUUUUCGCACUCUCGACCGAAUCGCGAGCAGCGGUCGUUAUGAUAUAAUGGCGGUGGAUAAGAUUCAACCACCAAGUAUAACUGCGUGAUGUAUCGUCCUAAUGGGGUACUGAUCCUUGUGAGUUGUCUCAAUGUUCUGUCUGGGUUCAAGUUUUGAAACGUUAGCGAGAUCUCGCAUUUCAUUUUGACGAGUGUCGAGCAAAAUGCACGGCUUUGACGUUAAGAAUCGUGACAAGUGUCGUAAUAUGAUUAAUGAUACAAAUAUUCUGAGAGAUAUGAUAAAAAUAUUCUGAGAGAUCGCGAUAGUAUUUAGCGAAGGGUGUUUCGCGAUUCUUAGCUGCGCGAACUAUCUUUGGUGCGUCAUGCCGAAGAGUGUGGCAUUUCUUGCCUUUGAGGUAUCCUUCGAUUUCCCGAAACAUAAUAAGAGGAGACAACAGUCACGAAUAGGCACUGACGGUACCGCAUUCCGGUUAUAUGAACGACGUCACGUGGCGCGAUGGAUAGCUACUCGAGAGUCGCGAUUGCGACGUUUAGUGGGUCAAAGACGUCGCGGCGUGUGUUUUCUGAGAAAAUUGUACAAAUGUUCAGUACCAUUAACGACACACGGGACUAAUUGAAUCAACGAAUGAGAGACGCGACUUCCAAGCGAAGAAAAGUGCAAAAGUAACAGUGAUGGGAAAGCGAGAGUGAAAUGCAACAGACAUGCUACGGCAUCACGCUUGUUAACCACGAUGAGUGCUACAUGUUGGUGUCCCAUAUCGAAAAGAAUACAUAUCCGUCCUACGUUGAUUUCAACGCGAGUGCUAUUUAAACGUACAUUCAUCUAAUUGCAAACCUUUGGUUCCGUCACGCAUUUCUUUCCAGGUGUCGAUACUUUUAUUAAAAAUGUCCAUUUCUUAGACUCACGAGCUCAUGUAUUUUCCACAUGGAAAGAAACCAAGGCUACGACUUGAUCGUGGCUUGUAGUUAGAAUCUCGCUGUGUGUUAUGCUUUUACACACCUACGUAAGCCCGGCCUUAUUUUGCCCGUGUGCAAAAUGCUGUGAUAUUUUACACGACUGCCAAAUAUUUUACACACUCGCUGUAAUUAAGAGGUGAAUCGUGUAAUUGCGAGUCGAUUUUUCAGAUCUCAUCCCGAGUCCACGGGAACGAUUUUUGUCGUUUUUCGAAAAGAUAGAUUGUGGAAAGUUGCGUUAUCGCGAUAGGCUGCAGUUACGCUGCAGUUCCACAGGAAAAUAUUCACUCUCGUUUUUUUUCUAGCGUGAAAAAAUUACGCGAUCAAGCCCCAGAGUUCCAGAUAAGAAUAGUUGCCAAUAACAUCGAGGUAUAUACGCGCCCUAGUAAUAACAAAUCGAUGUUUUGUAUAUAUAGGCACAUUCAGUCGUGUUCAGACAACGGCAUGUGCGGCAUUGCUCAGUUUACCGUACAUAAGAUCGUUAUUAAUAUUGAUAAUAUCCCAUUAUAUCCGAUGAUAUCCGAGAAGCGUUCAUAUUAUCGAGGUAACAUAAGGUUAAUUAGACCCAGCUGACACUUCCAUUCAAUAUUUUUCAUGCUCCUCUGCGUUCAUCGGCGCAUUUUCAAUAUCAACCUAAAAUCAUACAUACAUAAUUCAGCAUCGAAUGCGACAGUUUACUUCAGGAUUUCAUUCAGGAUCAGAAUGAACAUUGCGUGCGAUGUCAAUGUCACGCCGAAAAUUAUACCAUAUUUAAUAUCGACAUUCGGGUUGAUAUCUCGUCAAUUUUCGUAAUUUUCAGUUAACCUUCCACAAGAGGGUUUCCUCCCAUUGUGACUUCUACAUUGUUUGCAGAGAGAUACUAAUUAAAUAUACCUGACGUUUAAGCCGUAUCCCUGCUGCCUUCCGACUUUUAUUUUUAAAAUACGAAAGUUCCGCGCGGGCACCGCUACUGCCGUUGUCAAGUUCGAUGACUUUGCCUGACGUUUUCUAUGAAUACUUAUGCAAUACGAAGCAGGAGUUACAUCUGUACGAUUGUAAACCUGCUGCGAACCCCUAUUCGGCGCGAGUACGCGAUCCUAAUGCGCGGCUCGAGUGUUGCAUGAUCACACCUAACCAUCGCCGCAAAACCUCGUCCACGUGCUUUGCUUUCGCAGCGGCGGCCGACCGGCGUUCGGACGUCGGCGCCGAAAUUGCAAGUACCGCAGCUCUGCUCGACUAUCGACCACGAAUGCACGCCCGCCACGGUCAAGGCGCAGCCGCGGCCCAGGCGCGGUCGCCUCGAUCAAAGCUGUCAGACUUCCUCCACCUCUGGGUCAACAACAUCCGACUGCUCUACUCCUGGAGCAACUUGAACAACCUGGGUCCACCGCAACUAUCAUCAGACGCGAUGGGUAAUCUGCAGAGCGACGGCAAGAAGAAGCAGAAGAAGAAGGAAGCCGCGGUUUCACCGGCAUCAACAUCCAUGGCAGAGCUCGAUGCGACAGUCGAGGACCAUGGGAAGGAUAACAAAAAGGACCAAGCGCCUAGAGUGGCGGAUGGGCGCGACGUAUCUCGCGACACAAUCAAGAUCAGCUUCGAGAAGGUGCAGCCGCCCGGGCAUGCCAAGAGGCAGGCGCCGCAGCCACCAAAGAUUGUGUUAUCCCAGGACACACAGAAGGAUGUGGAGUUUGAGUAUCGCAAUGAUACUGCGGUAGCCGCGGCGAAAUCUGGUGCAACUAUGACGGAGACUUACCGUCCAAGCAUCACGACCCCGACGACGACACCAGCGCAGACCCCGACAACAUCGCAGACCCAACAACUGCCACCUUUGCUGGUGACCGAUUCGUGGCGUUUGGCCAACAAGAGCCUGGUCGUUACUGAUAUGCCGACUCCACCCAGCCAAGAGUCAUCGAGUGAUAGCGUGUUCACGGAUCCUGAGGAACUCGCCUCGAUUUCCGGCGCGAAUGUUCCGGCGGCGGAAGCGGCGAGAGUACCACCCGAAAAGAAGCCGGCUCCAGAGAGCCGCAACAAAGAGGAGAAAUCGGCGUUUACAAUCUCGAGGCAUAAGAAAAUUCACCUGUCGAUGCUGAGUCCCCGAAUAGCGCUGAGCGAGAACACAGACGCAUUGAGCCCGACAUCGAGCACCACUCUUCAAAGACGGCACAGCAUCACCGAAUCUUCCGUAAGCGAAGGUAUCGUGCUGAGAAGAGUGGCUAGUUUGACCCUCGAUCGAACUACAAAGAAGAAGGCUCUGAAGAAUGUCGUUCCUCCGAAGAUGAUCCGUUGCAAAGAAUGCGAAGAACAACAACUGCCAUUUCGUCUGACUUCUGCGCUAUCCAGCCGCGGUGCGAAACAUGAUGUCUUGUCCACGAUGGAUCGGAUAGACACACUGGCAGACGGGCUGCUUCCAAGUCGAAUCAACUCGAGCCAAACAUGCCACGGAUUCUGCGAAGAAGAGGUGAAGAAACUGAGAGAUGAGAUUAAACGGCUACGCGAGGUGUCGACGAAAAGGGAGAUAAAUACCAAAUGCCAGUCUACUCAAACUUCACCGAAAAAGUCGUCGCCGAUCGAUGGACAUGUCGGUGAAACGAACAAUCUGAAUACCAAUAGCAUUCGAAAAUCGUCAUCGAUAAAGAAAGACAUCACUGAUCUCGAAGACAAAGUGAUCCUCGCGCCUUCUUCCGCGAAUAUGAUGCGCAACGAAAUUUUCGUGCCGUUGCAAACGCCCUUGCCGCCGGAACCGAUCUCAAAGAACAGAUGCACAUCAAUCAUGUCGGAGAAGCCCUUCAUUCCGCCACCACCGCCUCCGCCCCCGUCGUCACCGUUCGCACAGACAACUGGAUCGGCAAUACCGAGUAUCGAAAAGACGAUUUCGACGAUCACAUCGGGGUUGUCAGAUAUUUCCACUAGGAUACCAACGCCGCCGAUGCCGAUGCAAAGUAUCGCGAGUACUCUUUUCUCAUCGCCACCUCCACCACCGCCGCCACCUACGCCGAUACUAAACAUGACAUCUUCUCCAUCAUCACGCUCUUCUCUAUGUAAGAGUGGGAUGCCUCCGCUGCCUUCUCUAGAGAGUAUCAUAAACGCGGUGCCACCGCCGCCACCACCUCCACCCCCAUGUCCGUUUGCGCUAGCGCAGGGCGUCUCAAGCGGCAUACCUUUGCCGCCGCCACCACCUCCGCCUCCACCGCCACCGCCACCACCUAUGACUACUACCAUGAGCGCGAUUCCGCCGCCACCACCACCGCCCACACCGAUGCUGAACACAUGCGGGAUUCCACCACCGCCUCCUCCACCUCCUCCUCCUGCUCCUGCUCUAUCGUCUCCGUUCACGACUGGCGAGGUGCCUUCGCCGCCACCGCCGCCACCACCGUUACCUGGGGCGAUGCAGAGCUCUAUGAGCGGCCCACCUCCUCCACCAGCACUGCCAGGUAUUGCGUCCACGCUAGAUGGUAUACCUCCUCCGCCGCCACCCUUUGUCGGGACAUCAGCCGCGGGUCCACCUCCACCACCGCCCAUGACACCAGGUGCGAGUGGACCCUGUCCUUUACCUGCUCCACCGGUUGGAGGGUGGAAUCCGCCGAGCAGGGCCAUUAUGAGGAAGCAACCUUUAAAUCCUGACGUGCCUAUGAAGCCGCUUUACUGGACAAGGAUUUUAGUGCCCGUUACUGCGACUAGUCCAGAUUCCGUAGAGGCUCCAGAAUCAUCAUCACCGCUUCAGUCGCCUCUAUGGUUAGAACUUACCGAGGAAGAGAAUAUAAAUAUGAAGGAAUUCGCGGAUCUAUUUUCGCGACAAGUGAGACAGAAGAAUUUAAGCAAGAAGAGCGACGACGAGACACCUAAGAAAUCCAAAGUGCAACCAGCAAAAAUACUGGACUCGAAGCGCUCGAAAAUGGUAGGGAUUUUAGAGAAGAGUUUGCACAUCGACUUCAGUGAGAUCGAGAAUGCGGCUUAUAACUUGGACACGAGUGUGAUCAGCCUCGAGGCGUUGCAACAGAUUUACGAAAUCAAACCAACAGAGAAGGAAAUAGCAGAGAUCGCAGCUCACGAAGAAGUGAAUCCGGAUAUUCCUCUCGAUCAACCGGAACUUUUCCUCAAACGGUUAUCCGGCAUCAAGCAUUUCUCCGAGAGAAUAGCCUGCCUGAUGCUGCAGGCGGACUUUCAAGACGCGAUUUCGUCGGUUUCCUACAAACUGAACAAUGUGCAAACAACCUGCGACUUUCUGAUCAAAUCCGAGCCCUUGAGGAAAGUGAUGGCCAUCAUACUGACUUUGGGCAAUUACAUGAACGGUGGCAAUAUGAUGCGUGGCCAAGCGGACGGUUUCGGACUCGAGAUCCUCAGUAAACUGAAGGACGUCAAGUCCAACACACAAGGUAUCACCCUGCUGCACUACGUCGUGAGAGCGAAGUUGUCCCAAGAGAAGGAACAUAACUUCGAUGAGCCGUUACCUCUACCCAUUCCCGAGCCGGCCGACGUAGAAGCCGCUUCUGCGAUCAAGUUCGAGGAAUUAGCCAAGGAGCUCGAUAAAUUGGAGAAGGAGCUGCACGCGUGCGCGCAGAAGUGCGAAACGGUCGUGAAUGCAGACCCAGCUACGUCCAAGAUAUUUAAGGAGAAGGUGGACUCAUUUAUGACGAGAGCGAAUGCCGAAUUGAAAAGCGGACAGGAGCUAUUGCUGGAGGCUAAAAACAAGUUCAAGGACGUCAUGCGAUUUUAUCAGUUUAUUCCCAAAGGCGCCACCAUGGAUACCGCGGAGCCGCAUGAUUUUUUUAAUCUGUGGCUUGGUUUCUGCCGAGACUUUAAGGAUAUCUGGAAGAAGGAGCAACAGCGAAUAUGCAAGGAACGACUGGAGGAAGUUCGUAGGAAGCUCGAGAGCAAGCCCGAUGUUGUGAGGGUGAAACUAAGUCCUCACGGAUUGAAAGCGCGCUUACAGAAAUUAACGAACAAAAAACAAGCUCACAGAUAGUCCCGUCGAGAUCGGCGCAAACCGGUAGCGCCCCUCGGAAUUUGGAUCGCGAACGAUUCGCUUCCCGUUACCGCAGAAUUACAAAUCACUCAUUUCACACUUGACUCUACAGCCGCACGGCGCGCACUGUGAGAGGAUUUAAUUGUAUAUAUUAAGUUUUAAAAUUCGCACAUUAUCUCGUUCCUUCCUUCCCGAUCAAAUCGAAAAUAAGGAAUAAGCGCGAGCCGUUGUAUUCGUUACAGUGGAAACGGCGCGACCUCGAAAAAUCUAUUUAUCUACUUUUCUUAUGAAUAUUGCAAACACUUAUCUCGAAUUGCUCAAAAAUAGAAAGCGAUUCGGUCUGUUUAAACACCAAUCGAUCAAUUACACGGUGGUACUGAGAGUAUUUUAAAUACGCGCAACGAAGCAUGAUGAAUUUCGAUCCGAAUUCAAUACGAAUUAUCGAUCACGAAUUUUCCUUAGAUCAGUCGAUGAAAUGCGAUAAGUUAUGUUACGCGAAUUAUAGCUGUUAUACGGACUGAAAUGUUAACAAUGCACUGAAAGAUAUAAUGUAUACUUAUCGUUAGACACGUUUUCAGAAAAGUUCAUUAUCAUAUCGAGUAUCGAGUAGUCUGGCGGCAGCUUUACGGGUAUCGCUUGUAAACAAAUUGCAAACACGUUCCAAUCUCACUGUUACACAGUAACCCGACGAUCAUAAAAGAUUGGAGACUUGUUUGGUAGAAGAAAAUCCUACAUAAGCUCUGUUCCUCUCAGUCGUGCUUCCUCACUUUCUUCUCCUGUGCCACUUCUCAAAUAGCACUAAAUGUCCUGAGAUCAUCCUGAAUGUGCUCAAGACGUUUCUAGGAAACACCUAAGAGCAUUCUGGACACAUUCUGGCUGCUUUUAGGGCACUUUGUGCUAUCUCAGUUGUUUUUUACUCGCUUGCUUAUCGUUUAAUACAAAAACGAACAUAUGCAAAGGAGAAGACCGCGAGAAGAUGCUGAAGACACGACUAAGGACACAUUCGUAGAUACUAUACAAACGUCCACGGUGGCUAGAAAGUGUGUGCCUCUUCGUACCAUACACUUAAUCUAUGAAUUUUCAUUUCUCUGAAGCGGAAACUUCAAGAGAAAGAUAUUGAUCGUGAUAUUGUCAUUGUUGUUAAAGCCCGUUACCAAUAUUUAUUUAUUUAUUUAUUUAUCCGUUUGUGUUAAUUUAUAGCAGAUUGUCAUGGAUCAAUAAAUAAGAAUGUAAAUAGAACGUUGACUGUACGAGAUAUUAAUGUGUUUAAUAAAAAUCCUUUAUAUAUUUAAA